This is a messenger RNA of Monosiga brevicollis MX1, 906 nucleotides long. RefSeq lists its product as uncharacterized. Gene Ontology annotation, cellular component: membrane. The transcript is spliced from 2 exons. Gene Ontology annotation, molecular function: serine-type endopeptidase activity. The record is from RefSeq and is a predicted model, not a curated record. The coding region runs from base 1 to 906 and encodes 301 amino acids. Lineage: Eukaryota; Choanoflagellata; Craspedida; Salpingoecidae.
AUGCCUGCCUCCACAGUGCAACGACUCUUCUUAUUCUCCUUGAUACAUGGGGAUAUUUUCCACCUGGCCUUUAACCUUUGCGCCUUCAUCAUGGUGGCACCUCAGCUUGAAAAGGACUUGGGCAGCUUUCGUUUUGCAUACCUGCUCCUCGUCGUCACUCUUCUCCUGGGCCUCUACUACCUCUUUCUCACGGGCAUUGCUGCCAUCUUUUACGGUGAAGACUCAUCCUUUUGGUACGGCUGUGCCACUGGCUUUUCCGGCAACGUUCUCGCGUGCAUGGUCAUCUGGGUCUACAGCUUCACCGCCCAGACUCGCAUCAGCAUCGGCCCGGCCAUAGAGCUGCCCAUCACCAUCAUGCCCCCCGUCCUGCUCUUGCUCUCGCUGCUCUUUCGUUCCGCCACAUUCUGGUGCCACGUUAUGGGUCUUGCCGUCGGGUUUUGCUACGUUCAGGGCUGGCUCCGCUUUGUACAGCUCACUGAUCAACACGUGCAAAACCUUGAGAGCACUGGUCUGGUUCAGCGCUUUGCUGUCUGGCAAGGCUUUGUGUCCGUAUCCCGUCUGCCCACCGUGCAAGAGGGCGAGAAUGGCGUCCAUGGGACUGCCCACCCCUCCUUUCGCAACGGUAGCCAAGACAGCUUUGCCAUGGAGACAAACGGCCUUGCCAUGCCCAUGGUGGAGUUCUCUACGCCCGUUGCGAGUCGCCGAGGAAGUGCGCGCAGCCGACGCUCGCCGCCACCGGGCGCCUAUGAUGCGCGAGCUGGCGACUCCCGUAGUAGUUCGCCCAUCAGCCCUAUCGCAGAUUUGCGGAGUAGUCAAACCCUGGCACCUGCGACGCCGCCCCGCACGCGCAGCAUUUCCGCACCCGCCACGCCUUCUCCCAUCAAGCGCAGCGGCUCUCAAACCUGA